Molecule: messenger RNA, 3338 nt
Organism: Carassius auratus (goldfish)
Lineage: Eukaryota; Metazoa; Chordata; Actinopteri; Cypriniformes; Cyprinidae
Gene: cracr2ab
Product: calcium release activated channel regulator 2Ab
Exons: 19
Coding region: 449-2761 (770 amino acids)
Molecular function (GO): GTP binding; GTPase activity; calcium ion binding
Source: RefSeq, a predicted model, not a curated record
CAUGAUAUGAAACCGAGUAACAGUCGCUCUCCACAAACUAACAUUACUACUAACAUUAUUGUAGGCAUAUACCUGGAAGAGUUAAAUACUUGUUUUAUUGAUCAGGAAAUUUCACCACAGAAACCUCUUCCUUUUCCCCUCAACACUGUGGUGGUGGGACAUCAAAGCAAAAAAGUGUCAGUUCUCACUCAAAGCCAAAGUGAAGCUGAAGUUUAAAAUCAAGGCUUGUUAAUCUGUUCUGCUGCAUGCACACAAACACAUAUACAACACUGGGACCCACAGCAGAGAUUCAGUUCAAGACAACAAUGCAUGCAUUACAUCUCCUCAGUUAAUCAGGAAAAUUCUCCGUACUGGAUCUAUCUUUGAUGUCCAGCUAGUUUGAGUCACGUCUCUCGCCUGCACUGCAUCCUGACCUCUUAUUAAAGACGGUCGAAGUUAUACCGGAAUCAUGUCAGAGACUGGACAGGAUAGAUCUACACGGGUCGUAAGCAGUGGCUCAAACCAGGAUGAGAAGCAGGAAAAGUCAAGCAAAAGUGUGAAUAAGGAGGCAGGAGGGGGACACAUUGCUAUGUUGGACAAAAUAAAGGACUUUUUCCAGAUCUGUGACAGCGAGGAAAAGGGCUUCAUCACACGUACGGAUAUGACGAGGCUCCACAAAGAAUUGCCACUCACUACUGUGGAACUGGAGAACGUCUUUGACUCACUAGAUCUUGACAAAAACGGAUACCUGACACUAGGAGAGUUUUCUUCUGGAUUUAGUGACUUUCUUCAUGGACGGAGAGUCUCUAUGUCAGAGGAACUAAUGACUACAUCCUCUCAAAUAGAUCCAGAAGCUCUUGAUCAGAGUUCUGGGAAUGAACAGCUGUCAGAGAACAAGGAUGAUGAAGAGAGACAUUUCAGCAUGUUGAUGGAGAGCUUGGGUGCUAGCAAUGUAUUUGAAGACCCGAGUGAGGUUCGUGACCUGUGGGCUCAGCUCAGGAAAGAUGAGCCUCACCUCUUGUCCAACUUCGAAGAGUUCUUGGCCUGUGUCACGUAUCAAAUCAGAGAGGCACGACAAGAGAGGAAGGAGAUGGAGAGCGCCCUCAGAAGGAAAGCAGCCACACAUGACACUGAAAUCUGCAGAUUAUACGAGGAAAUGGAGCAACAGAUCAUUCAUGAAAAAGAUCGAGCAAUUCUGAAGGACUCUGAAAAUCUGCAGUCGCGCAGUCAAGAGCUUCAGCAGCGGCUCCGCUGUAAAGAACAAGAAUUGGAGCAGCUAUUCCAAAAACAGAGGAGGUUGGAGCGACAAUGUCGUGACCUUCAUAGCGAACACCAGGUGAGUCGACUGGAGAAUGUUAAACUCAAAAUGACCAACGAGGAGCUGUCUCGUGAACUGGAGCACACCUGCCAGGAGCUAGUGUUGGCUCAGGAGCAGCUGGGCAUUCUGCAGGAGCAGGCCUCUCGACUACAGCAGGAAAGAGAGAUGGAGAUGUACAGAAUCACAGAAGGCUUGCAGAGAGAAAAACAGAGCUUGAUGAAACAGUUGGAUCUGCUCAGAGAAAUGAAUAAACAUCUACGAGAUGAGCGAGACAUUACGUUUCUGAAGUGCAGUAAUUCAAUGAAAAAGUCCUCACGCAAGCAAAGACCGAGCACAGCUUCAAUGAAAUACACUGAGAGAAAACCAUCUGUCAGAAGAGAAGUUGAUAAAGAGGAAGUGACUCAGCAUUCUAACAGGAAGACCUCCUCUCUAGCAAACGGUCUCUGUUCACCCUUCAGCACAUGGGAUGAUGGGAAGCCAGAGGUGGAGGGACGAUCUGAAAAAGAAGCUGGAGACUCAGAAGGUGUAAAUGACAGAGUGGAUGUGGAGGAUGCUCCACUGGAUGGAUGGCCUCUACGCAGAGUCAUAUCCAUCGAGGAGGAUCACCUCCCCCACCUGCUGCAAGGAGAACCUCACCUUCUCCUCCAUCAGCUAAGUGAAGAAGAAGAAGAAGAGUGGGGCAAAGAAGAAGGUCAGGCCAGUCUAAACACAAGCUCCUUGUGCCCCUCCAAUGCAUCCCUGGCCUCUGCUGGCUCUCCACCCCCAGUUAGAGUGAAGAAGCCUUCUAAGAAGAAAUAUAUCAGAGGAAACAUGCCCUCAUCUGCACGGGGUCAGCCUGUCGGAAAGGAGACCCUCCAGCAGGGUCCUGCAGAAAGAUCCGCUGUGUCCCCUCAGCGCCUCUUUAAGGUCAUUCUGGUGGGAAAUUCCAGCGUUGGCAAAACUGCACUGCUGCGACGCUUCUGUGAUGGCCAGUUUCAUUCUGCCACCACAGCCACUGUGGGCAUUGACUAUAGUGUCAGAACACUAAAUUUGGGGGACAGUCAUGUGGCUCUUCAGCUAUGGGACACUGCAGGCCAAGAAAGGUAUCGCAGCAUUACCAAGCAGUUUUUCCGUAAGGCAGAUGGCGUGGUGGUCAUCUAUGACAUCACAAUGGAGGACAGUUUCAGAUCAGUCCGCCCCUGGCUGGCCAGCAUACUGGAGGCCGUAGGCGACCCUAUACCCGUCAUGCUCCUUGGCAACAAAUCAGACAAGGAGAAUGAGAGAGAAGUGCAGACAAAAGAGGCCGAUAUGCUUGCAGAGGAAGCAAACUUGAUGUUCUACGAGUGCAGUGCUUUUACUGGAGCUAAUGUGCUGGAGGCCAUGAUUCAUCUGGCCAGGGUCCUGAGGGAGCAGGAAGACAGAGUAUGGGUGAACACGAUCAGAUUGGUGGAUCAACCUUUAAAGAAGAAAGCCUGCUGCAAGUGACCACACACACACACACACAAACACACACACACCAUAAAACACACGAGUGAAAUCACUUUAAGCUUUACGUAUCAUCGUCAAACCACAUUAUACUUAAUGUAAAUAAUUUAAUGUUGGAUGAAAGAGGACAGAUUCACUUAUAUUUGUAUCAAUUAAUAGUGUAAAGUGUAAAAAGGUUUUUCAUGUCUAUUUGUCAUAGGGCAUUGUAUAUGUGUGCUCAUCUGAUGAGUUUCUCCAAAAUGUAGAUGAAGUAUAGUAUAUUAUAUAUUCACAGGUCAGUAUAUCACCUCUUUUAAAUGGUCUUUGUACAUAUUCUAUUUGUUAAUGAUACCAAUUGUCAUUCACAAUACAUUUAUUGAGAAAAUGUGUUCAGUCAAGCUGCAUGUGACAAAUGUAGUUUAACCAAUUUAUCCCAUUCAUCCGAAUGAGUGAGAGCAAAAUAAUUCAGGAGAAAAUGUGAUUGUUUGUUACUUCCCAUUUAUUUAGCAUUGCAAUAGCCUCAUUCAAAGCUCCUGAAGUCUUGCUAGCAUCAUGAAACCUGGAUUUCAAACUGCCCAGUAAAACCUCAUUGCUUGAA